AUGGCCACCGACCCCGGCAAGGGCAAGCUGACCUCGACGGACUUCCGCGCCGCCGUGUCGCAGCUGGGGCUGCACAGCUGCCUGCCCGAGGACGUGUGGACUACCUUCAAGGCAAGGACAUUCGUGCAGCCCCAGCUCCAGAAGGCGGUGCGCAGCGAGAACCUGAGCACGGAGGCGGACAUGGGGCCAGAGGACCACAUCCUGGCAAAGGGAGCCGCGUCCAUCUUCGUGGCCGUCGAGCGGGACACCACCGGCGACCACCACUUCCUCGACGCGCCGCUGCCGACAGAAAGUUUCCCGAGCGACCACGCCAUCGUGGCUGCGGAUGUCUUCUUCCUCUGA
Molecule: messenger RNA, 342 nt
Organism: Prorocentrum cordatum
Lineage: Eukaryota; Dinophyceae; Prorocentrales; Prorocentraceae
Source: the annotation of a GenBank genome assembly